This is a messenger RNA of Bactrocera oleae (olive fruit fly), 8444 nucleotides long. It is a transcript of the gene Pld, whose product is annotated as Phospholipase D. Gene Ontology annotation, cellular component: intracellular membrane-bounded organelle. NCBI's taxonomy places the organism in Eukaryota, Metazoa, Arthropoda, Insecta, Diptera, Tephritidae. Gene Ontology annotation, biological process: phospholipid catabolic process; intracellular signal transduction; regulation of vesicle-mediated transport. Gene Ontology annotation, molecular function: D-type glycerophospholipase activity; phosphatidylinositol binding. The record is from RefSeq and is a predicted model, not a curated record.
AGAAAACAAGAAUAAUGACUUCGGACACAGAAGACAAAGUGUAGUUAGAAGAACAGCAGUAACAACUCAAACAAAACUAGGCAAACAACUGAGCGAAAAACAACAACAAAAACACGUAAAUUAACUAACUAAAACACCGUUAGCGUGUUGAGCGCAUAUUUUUAUUUUAUCUAACAUUUUUAUUUUUUCUCACUCUAUAUAUGUAUAUAUGUAUAUAUAUAUAUUUUUCUUGAUAUUUACAGCUUUAUUGCUAAGCACUGCAUUUAUUACUAUCAUUCUUAUUAUUACAGUUAUUUACUAAAUAUUUCUCUUCGGCUCAUAGUGCCGUUUCGAAAUGCUGUAAGCCACUCGUCGUUGUCGCCUUUUGUUAUCAGUGCUUCAAUUGUUGUUUUGUUGUUGUUGUCAUACACGCUAUUGAUAUCGCUUUGUGUUCCUAAAUGUAUUCGCCGUCUAGUCGCCCGCUUUAUCAACUCGCUGUUGUCCGCAAACACCGGCACUGAAGCUCCAACAACGCCAACACCGUACCGACCUUCACCUCGCAUGCCUUCGGGCGCUGCUCCACUUUGCUCAACGCUCGUCGCUUGCCAUUUUUUCGAGUUGGCCGUUUUCAUUUCGUUAACAUGCGCUUACGCACACACACACACACACACACAAAUGUGCGAGCACUUCGCCAUUUCGGCAACACCAGCCAACUUCGUGUGUCUGCGUAUUGUUGACUCGCCGCUUUUAACCGUUUUUAAGCAUUUAGUUAAUAUUAUUAACCAAAGUGUCGUUGACGUGUGCGGUUCGUGUGCUCAGACGCCAACUAAGUGGCAGGUGGUAGGCCAGUUAGUCAGUGUUUUUGGUCAAAACAACAAUUUCUGCAAGUCAAAGUGUGUGUGUAAAUUGUACUAUACUUAGUUGUUGUUAUUGCUUUAGCAUAAUAAAUAAAGCAAUAGUUAGUUAAUGCUGGCAAACGUAGCACCCGGAGAGUAUGAGUGCUCUCCAUCUCUCUCUCGCUCGCUAUCUUGACUUCGGCGCGCACACACACACUAACGGCUGCGCGCAGUCGGUGCAACGCUGCGGAUGUGUAACCAAAUACUACAAUUUAGUAAUAACAAUUACGCGCUGUCGUUUGUGUCAGGUCGCGAGGCGUCUAAAGUGUCAACGCUUGGCUACGUGGUUUGGCCUCUUCGCUUUACGGUUAACUGUGCUUGUAAAACGAAGAGUGCGCUUAACGCAAAUACGCUCAUAGCGGCUACACGCGUGCUCCAACAAGUGUGUGUCAAAUUCAAAAACUAAAAAAAAAUUCAAAAUUGUUUGUCAACCUUCAAAGUGGGCUAAUGCCUGCUUGCGCUAGAGCGCACGAGAGUCAGCCCACAAACAUUAAUUGGAGUAGAGUUGGCAUUCCACGAGUGAUUUACUUUUUCUUUGUAAUCAGUGUUUUUUUACCAACUCAUCAGCUUGAGCUGCUCAUUUGUGCCACGAAAGUGUCGGUGUGCCGUGUAACAAAGAAAUUUCGCAGUCUAAACAAGUGGCGGCUGCUCAAUUAAAAGAAAGUUGGUGGCCGCAUGAAAGGCGAAAUGUACGAGAUUGCAGCAACCAGUUGUGUGAAAAUAUAAAUAUGCGCAAUAUUAGCUAGAAAUGUGGCGUAGAAAGUGCAGAAAAAAAACAAUUUGUUAAUGCAAAAAGCUCUCAAAGUAAUGAGAAAUGAGGAAGAAAUCAAAAUGCAAAGCAAAUAAGUAAAAUAUGGAUUACAUUAAAAUUUUUAGUCAAAGUAAACAAUAUAGAAAACGCAAACAAAGCAAAGAGUACAAUAAGCGCAAAACAACGUAGACAAAAGUAUUGUAUGAACAUAACUGGUAAUAAUAAAUAUAAUGAUAUGAAUGUGAAUAAAUAAUCGAGCUUAAGUCGUGUUAAGACUGCGCUGUGUUAAUGCUACAAACGUUUGAACAGUUUCCAACCAAAACGGUUUUUUUUGCUUCUCUUCCAACAGUUUGCGAUAAAAAGUUGUCAAAUUCUUAACUGCUGAGAACACAAACGUGGUUUUAGUCACAAAAAAAAACAAAAAAAAAAAUAAAAAAAAUAUAAAAAAUAUAUACAAAAAUAAAAAUUAAAAAAAAGCGAUUUCCGCAAAAUUACGCCGAAUUGAGUUUGGCUGUUAGGUCUUGCAGGCACAAUUUUGCGUUUAUACACGAUUUGGCAGUCCAAAACAAGAAACCAAAGUUUAUUGUGACAUGUUUUAAGAAAAAAUUAUUGAAACAAAGUGAGCAUUGGCACGUUUUGUACGCAAAACAUUGAAUUAACAAAAUUUUAAAAAAUUUAAAAAAAUGGCUGCGUAAUGAAACGUGAAAAAUCACUUAAACAGCUGUUGUGCUGAUUUUAGACUUUUUGGACGAGUUUAUUGCAUACUUAAAGGGUGUUUCAUUUGGCGCAUGCCGCGUUAUAUUUGUGAAGCUUAAAAUAAUAUUUUUUUAGUUUUAAUACCAGCCCUUUAGUACUAAAAUAUUUAUAUAUUUUCGAUUUGAAGAUCCAAAGACCUUCUAUAAAGUUUAGUGCCAAAAAAAAACUUUUUAUUUUUAUUGCUUUGAUGCUGUGAAAAUAUCAUACGAAAUAACGAAACAAAAGAAUUCCGAUCAAAUUUGAGCUAAAUAUUUUGAGCUGUAUUAAAUUUUUUUGUUUUUUGAUUUGAAGUUCGGAAGAGCUUUUAUAAAAAUUAGGAAGCACACACACUCUUAAUUUUUUUCUUGAUACUGUGAAAAUAUCGUACGAAUUUACGAUGACAAAGUCAGCUAACGUUUGAGCUCUUAAUAUUAAUACUAACAGCUGGCGCAUUGUGAUUUUUUAUUUUCCAUGAAAAUAACACAAGUAUAUUGUUUUAUAUUACUUGCGUAGUUAAUGCAUUUGAACAUAUUAUUUUAUUGAUAUAAUAAAAUUGUGUGCUUGUAGGGAAUUUAUUGAUCUAAAAAAAGUUCCGAUAUGAUGUUUUGUUAAAUCGACUCGUUAAAAGAUUAUUCAAGGUUAAAGUCCAGCCUUAAAGCGUAAAAAAUAAUUUAAACAUUUUUUUUUUAAAUUACUUCACAAAAUAAUUAGUUAAAAGUUUUUUUUUUUUGUGUGCUCACCCUAAUAAAGAUUACUGCAGCAUAUUUAAGAGCGCACUUUAGUUUAUUUCUAAUUUAAUUUGUUUAUUUGAUUUCCUUGCCGCACUAUGUGCUUAGUCUUAUGUAGUGUUAGCGCUUGAUUUGCAUAAUAAAGCAAAGCUUCUUAUCUUCCUACCGCGUCUUUCUUUUAAUAUUUAUUUUCAUUUUAUUUUAUGUAUAGUGCGUGUAUUUGAGUAUACGUUUUUUUUUAAUACACUUUUAUUGCAAACGAAGUAAAAGCAAAUUGAAUAUACAAAAAACUUUUGUAAAAGUGAGGAAGUGCGUUACUUUAAUACAGCAGCGUUGCAUUUAUGUGUUUAUAAAAAUUAAUUAAACUUUCAAAAUAGCAAAAUAAGAAAUUUUUUCUUUAUAUCUAUAGUAAACAAAAAUCUACUUUAAUUUACAUUUUUUUUUUAAGUAUACACUAUUAAAUGAUAUAUUCAAAUAUUGAAACCAAUAUGCUACAUAUUUUUAACAACCACUGUAUGCAUGUACUUUUAACUGCGGCGCGGCCACUUGUUGCACAACAGCAAUCAUAUGUUUGCCCACAUUAACACACUCGCAAUUGCCAAUAUUUGUUCCGUGUUGACUGCAGUUGUUUGUUUUGCACGACAAGCUGCCGAGCACGUGUGUGUUCUAAGCGAAAUGAAAACGUUUAAGUGAAGAAAAAGUAAAAGAAAAUAAAAAUUCAUGGAUAAUUAAGUGCAAGAUCAAAGUUACGAUUAUAUAAUAGGUGCAAAAAGACAUAGAAAUGGUUGAAGCACAACGUUUAUAUGCGUGCAAAUGUUGUAAAUUUCCAAGUAAAUGAACACGAUUGUGCGAAGACAUGCUUAAUUUAGUGUUUUUAACGCUCGAAAGAGAUUUAAUUACAUUUAUAACAGAGAAAAUUAUUAAAUUUGUUUAUAUAAGUGGCUUAAGUGAUAUGGAAGUCGUUGUUGCUGUGCUCUUUAAUUGAUUUCUGUUUUAAAAAAUGCUGUCUUUUAAUUUAUCAAGUUGUGUUUUAAAAAAAUUAAUAUCGAAAAAGUAUGUAAUAAAAAAAUGUUUUAGUGAAAAACAAUGUGAAAAUUUUUCAUUAACGUUUUUGUAAAAUAAUAAGUAAAAAAUAUUAAUAAAAAAGCUAUAUCGAAAGCUAAGAACAACAAAAAAUACAAAUAUAUAGUCGCAUAGUCAACAGACGACAUGAUGUCUGCCGAGACGGAGCAAAUUGAUGCAAGUCGCAUGAAUGAAUUACGACGUCACAGACGCAGCAUAUCACAGCUGAUUGCCAAUAUAGACGAAUUCAUCGAUCGUGAGACUGGUCUUGCGAAUCCUGCGCUCGUCUAUGAUGAGCUAGACUAUCCACAUCUCUAUUCACAGUUCGACGGCGGUGGCGCAAUAACGAUGACCAGCAAUAUCGAUCCGCAGCAAUCACGUGCCUACAUAGUCAACGCCACCGAUAGCAUUGAUGGUGAGAGUAGAGAUUACACACCCGAAGAGUUGGAGGAGGAAGAUGGUGAGGAAAAGGUUACGCGCUGUGUGCCCGAUUUUCAGUUCUCGCUCGUCGAUUCGGAAUAUGACGAGACGCUGGCGUUUCCCGAUUCCGUGACGAUAUUGUCGAAUGUCGGUGAUAAACCAGUGCUGGUACAGCGUAAAGACACCGACGACGAUGACGAUGAGGAGGAGGGUGCUGGUGCAUUGAUGGGACAACCUUCGGAGAUACCAUAUACGUCUAUAUAUGGACCGAGCAUGAAAUUCAAUUCAUUUCAGCGUAAAGUAUUCAUACCCGGUAUGGAGAUACAGGUGCGAAUAAUCGACAACGAACGCAGUGUGACGACGCAUUUAUUAAAUCCAAAUUUGUAUACCAUCGAACUGACGCAUGGACCUUUCACGUGGACCAUCAAGCGACGCUACAAGCAUUUCAAUUCGCUGCAUCAGCAGCUAAGUUUCUUUCGCACCUCACUGAACAUUCCAUUCCCGAUGCGCAGCCACAAGGAGAAGCGUGCCACAAUUAAAAAGGCGGCCAUACAAAUGGCCGAUGAGGCGCGUCUGAAGUCAAUGCAGCUGUCGCAGACCCAGACAACGAUCUGCGAGAUGAGCCAGAAACUGCAGUGUAAUGGUAACGGUGAAGCCUGCAGUACAAUGGUUUUGCCUAGCACUAGCAAUAGUCCGCUGUCCAAUUUGGGUAUUUUGGGUAAGAAAAGGAAGAAGGAAAGAAAACUGCCACGUUUCCCCAAUCGACCCGAAUCGCUUAUAACGGUCGAGUCAUUGCCUAUGCGUAUAAAGCAAUUGGAGGAUUAUCUGUACAACUUACUGAACAUCAGCUUGUAUCGCAAUCAUCACGAAACGCUGAACUUCGUUGAGGUCUCAAAUGUCUCUUUCGUGUCCGACCUCGGCAUCAAGGGCAAGGAGGGCGCUAUACAAAAGCGUACCGGCUCCACGCGUCCCGGUCAGGCAGGUUGUAAUUUUUUCGGUUGUUUUCAGCAGAAGUGUUGUGUGCGCUGCAGCUUCUUUUGCUCGGACGUUCUGUACGGUAAAUGGCGUAAUCGUUGGUUCUUUGUCAAGGAGACUUGCUUCGGUUACAUACGUCCCACCGAUGGUGUCAUUAGAUCUGUGAUAUUAUUUGAUCAGGGUUUCGACGUCUCCACUGGCAUCUAUCAGACCGGCAUGCGUAAGGGUCUGCAGGUGCUUACCAAUAAUCGUCACAUUAUACUGAAGUGCUGGACACGUCGGAAGUGCAAAGAGUGGAUGCAAUACCUCAAGCAGACCGCAAAUAGUUAUGCGCGCGACUUUACCUAUCCCAACCCGCAUAUGUCCUACGCGCCUGUACGUUCUGGUAUUCAAGCGAGUUGGCAUGUCGACGGUUCUACUUAUAUGGGCGCCAUAGCGGAUGCGCUUGAAGAGGCAAAAGAGGAAAUCUAUAUCGCUGAUUGGUGGUUGAGUCCGGAAAUUUAUAUGAAACGGCCGGCGGUUGAUGGCGAUUACUGGCGCUUGGAUAAGAUCUUGCAUCGUAAAGCGUCACAGGGCAUUAAGGUGUUCGUGCUACUCUACAAAGAGGUCGAAAUGGCUUUGGGCAUUAAUAGCUACUACAGCAAACAGAGGCUUUCACAUGAGAAUAUAAGGGUACUCCGACAUCCCGAUCAUGCGCGCGCUGGUGUGUUCUUCUGGGCUCACCAUGAAAAGAUUGUUGUAGUGGAUCAGACUUACGCUUUCAUCGGUGGUCUCGAUCUUUGUUAUGGCCGUUGGGACGACUAUCGACAUCGUUUGACUGACCUUGGCAGCAUAUCCACCGCCUCUGCUUCGGGUAGCACACGACGUCUAGGCGGUUUCUUUACUAAAGACGAUGCCGACUCUGCCUUCGGUUCGCAGAAGUCCUCACGCAAAUGUACGAAUGUAAAUGUAGACCUACAGAAAAGGGAACAAUUAAGCGCAAACAGUGAAGAACACCAAUUUGAAGAGGUUGAGCUACGUACACUCGCGCCAGGCGAUAAACUUGUGAUACCUGAAUUGCUUUCACCGCCCACAGGCGAACCAAUCGCCAUCGAAGGCAUGAAAUUAAAUACACCCGAAAUGGAGCGUAAGAAUGUUUUGGAGAAAAUCACUACGAAUGCGAUGCGUAAGGGUAAAGACUUGGUGAGUCGGCUAACAAUGACCGAACAUGAACGCGCAGCGUCGCCUGAUAUGCUGAAAGAUCCCAAACAGCUUGUGUUCACCAUUGAUGAGGUGGAAACUGGACGCUUGGGUGGUUUAGAGGAUCCCACGCCUUUCCAAACGCAAAUACUCAACGAUUACUAUGGUCAAGCAAAGUAUUGGUUCGGCAAGGAUUACUCCAAUUUCAUACUCAAAGACUGGAUGAAUUUAGAUGCGCCGCUCGUCGACAUCAUAGACCGCUCGACAACACCACGUAUGCCUUGGCAUGACGUGGGCGUGUGUUUAGUGGGAUCAGCGGCGCGCGAUGCGGCGCGUCACUUCAUACAGCGCUGGAAUGCUGUAAAGCUGGAGAAGAUGCGUGAUAACGCCAGCUUCCCAUAUUUAAUGCCAAAGAGUUACAACAAUAUCAGGCUGAAUCCAAAUAUUACCUUGAAGCGUCAGAAUCGUGUUACGUGUCAGCUGCUGCGCAGCGCGUCCUCUUGGAGCUGCGGUUUCAUCGAGCAGGAUUUGGUUGAACAAAGCAUACAUGACGCUUACAUACAGACAAUAACGAAGGCGCAGCAUUUUAUCUACAUCGAAAAUCAAUUCUUUAUCACCAUGCAGUUGGGUGCGACGGGUGCGUAUGGCAAUGUGCGCAAUCAGAUUGGUGAAACGCUGUUUAAGCGAAUCGUGCGCGCGCAUAAAGAACGCAAGACUUUUCGUGUAUUUGUGAUCAUACCACUACUGCCUGGCUUUGAGGGUGACGUUGGCGGCAGCACUGGCAAUGCGGUGCGCGCCAUCACGCAUUGGAACUAUGCAUCGAUAUCACGCGGUCGCUCUGGAAUACUAACACGUCUGCAGGAGGUGGGCAUAAAAGAUCCCGGUGAAUAUAUCUCCUUCCACAGUUUGCGCACAAACUCACAGCUCAACAAUAAUCCAAUCACUGAACUAAUUUAUGUGCACUCCAAGCUGUUGAUCGCAGACGAUCGCGUUGUAAUAUGUGGUUCGGCAAAUAUCAACGAUCGUUCCAUGAUCGGCAAACGUGAUUCGGAAAUUGCGGCCAUCAUAACCGAUGAAGAGUUUGAAGAUGGACGCAUGAAUGGCAAAAAAUAUCCAAGCGGUGUGUUCGCCGGUAGACUGCGCAAAUUUCUAUUUAAGGAGCAUUUAGGCUUACUCGAUCCAGACGCGGAUCGUAUGCCAAUCGAUGUGAUGGAUCCGGUGAUCGAUCAGUUUUGGAAUGGUAUGUGGCGACGCACGGCAACACGCAAUACUGAGCUUUAUGAAGAGAUCUUCAAGUGUCUGCCAACUGAUAAGGUGAAAUCGUAUGCAGAUUUGCGAAAAUAUCAGGAAGAACCGCCGCUAUGUAAGUCCGAUCCAGAAAUGGCUAUGAAGCGGGUGGCAAAUAUACAGGGUUUCCUAGUCAACCUUCCAUUGGACUUCCUCAACAAAGAGGUGCUCAAACCGCCUGGCACCAGUAAAGAGGGACUCAUCCCGACCGCCGUGUGGACGUAGUCACAGGCGUGCAUUUACGCUGUUAAAAAUUUGCUACAAUGUAUUUAUUACUACUAUUACUAUUAUUUUAAUUAUGAUUACUAUAAAUAUUAUUAUUAUUUUAUUAUUAUUAUCACAAUUGUAUAUUAAGAAGCGUAUAAAAUUGAAAAGUUUAAAGUGCUUUAUUAGCAUGUAAGUGUAGAAUAAGGCUUUGUUGACUUUAUUAUU